GCCUACCCGCUUUCUCAAUCCUGUGAUUCACAAAUUUUACACUACCGCGCGAAUCCAGAGUUUUCUUGGACAUUUCACAUUUCGAGUUUCGAAAAAUAAUUUUAAGCUUCAAUUGAUAAUAUUGGGGUGCAAAAAGUUGGUGUAGUUGUAGGGGUCACUGUCAAGUGGAGACGAAAAUGUCGUAUUUUUCGAACAGUGGUCCCACCACGAGACGUUACGGCGACCUCAGUUGGCCUAAUAUCCGAUCCGUAUGGGACGGUAAGGACAAUGAAAAUUACUUGUACAAGACCUACGUACUGUCCAGAUACACCACCUUCAUUUCUGCAUCUUUCGCUGCAUUCGACAUCAGUGUACUCCCAAGAGUUGAACCUGGCUUGGCGAGUGCCUUUGGUCGGGUAAAGUUCUAUUGUGUUCCUGCCAUAGGAGCAGGGUUGGCUUAUACGACCGCUGUCCACAUAAGUGGUAAUGUGCGUGGGAAGACGGACCAAUGGAAUCAUUGGUAUGGAGGUGCGGCUGCUGGUGCUGUCGUCGGGAAAUGUGCAAAAUCUGUACUUACUGGCGUACUAAUGGGAUUCGCUUUGGGUUUGGCUGGAUUCAUGAUGAAAGAUGCUGCAAUGUUUGACCAGUUUCCAGGACACAAGCCCUUUAAGAAAUAUGGAGGAUCGUUCUAUCAUAAGUGGGAUUAUUCUUGUCCACCAAGACAAGGAUAUUGGGUACGAACCCCUGAAGAGGUUCCUAAAAUGAUGGAACGAGGCCCACUGUGAAUGUUUCCGAAAUUUAUUCAUUAAAAACCGUCGAUUUACUGUGCACCCAAAUUGUAAAGUCAAUAUAGUAAGAUUUAGAUUUAAAUAUUAAGCCAUCUGACCAGCAGGUCAUCAGUAUCGUUGUGUAAAUAAAUUUACGAGUAUAUAAACUGUUA
Messenger RNA from Folsomia candida, 919 nucleotides. RefSeq lists its product as uncharacterized. The coding region runs from base 177 to 764 and encodes 195 amino acids. Gene Ontology annotation, biological process: mitochondrial respiratory chain complex I assembly. NCBI's taxonomy places the organism in Eukaryota, Metazoa, Arthropoda, Collembola, Entomobryomorpha, Isotomidae. The record is from RefSeq and is a predicted model, not a curated record. The transcript is spliced from 4 exons.